This is a messenger RNA of Owenia fusiformis, 1174 nucleotides long. The record is from the annotation of a GenBank genome assembly. NCBI's taxonomy places the organism in Eukaryota, Metazoa, Annelida, Polychaeta, Sabellida, Oweniidae.
GCUCGAAAAUGGCGAUAUGUACCCCAUAACCAGAACUUUAAUUUUGUCAAUUUUUCAAUGAAUUACCGUAGUGACACCUAGAUAGACUUCCGGUUUGGACAAGUUUGAACAAAAAUAUUUUUCUGCUUAUAAAACAUCGUUUAAAACUCUUUUCAGGCAUUCGUUCUGAGAUUCUACAUCAACUAUGUGCGGAAGAACAGUAUGUAUGCUUGCGCCUGAAGAUGUUUGCAGAGCUUGCACUCAUAGAAACAAACAAGGCAAGAAAACCAAACCACAAUGGCGGGAUGCACCUGGGGGUCAGCAGUACAAUACAUCAUAUAAUAUGUCUCCUGGAUCUCACACGCCUGUUUUGAUUUCUAGUCAACACUUUGAUUCAGUCUACGAAGGGGAGAAAUGUGAAAGUGAACGACUUAUCCAACCAAUGCACUGGGGUUUAAUACCUCCUUGGUCUAGUGACCCCAAAUCUGCAGGUUACAGUAUGAGCAACUGCAGAUCUGAGAGUAUGUUGGAAAAAAGAAGCUUCAAGAUCCCGCUCCAAAAGGGACAGCGCUGUGUUGUUUUAGCCAAUGGUUACUUUGAAUGGCAAACUGACAAAAUAUCUGGCAAGAAACAACCAUUUUACAUUUACACUCUGAGAACAGGAGACCAAAAUAAAGAAAAAAACAACAAGGACAUUGAUACCACGAAAAAAGCUAAAGAAGAUAGUAUGGAAGGAGAAAAGUUACUGUGCAUGGCUGGCGUAUUUGAGAAAUGGACUCCAAAAGGGGGUGGUGAACCACUGUUCAGCUACUCUGUGAUUACAGUAGAAUCUUCACCAUCAAUGCAGAAAAUUCACCAUAGAAUGCCAGCCAUACUUGCUACAGACGAAGAGGUGCAAGAUUGGCUUGAUACUGGGGAUGUACCCUUAUCAAAGGCAGUUAAACUGUGUAGAGCUACAGAGACACUACAGUUCCAUCCAGUUUCCUCGAUGGUUAACAACUCAAGAAACAAUGACCCUGAAUGCAUCAAACCAUUUGAUUUAAAGAAACAACAAGCGAAAGAUAAUGCAUCAAAGAACUUCAUGAUGGGAUGGCUAAACAAGAAGAAAAAAGCAACUGACGGAGAAAUUGAAUCAAACCAACCAGAUUCAAAGAAACGUAAAAUUGAACAAACUGACAUUAAUGAGAAUACUUAG